CGCAACAAUUUAUGUGAAAAUUAGUCGUAGUACUAAAUAUUUCGGGGUGUUUUAGAAACUAAUACUAACUAGGGAGUCGUUUUAGUAUUAGUAAAUCGAAAAAGGACUUUAUAUGGUAAAUGUAUAUAGCAAAUAUUAUUUCUCAUUUCACCCAAAGAUCACAAAAAAAGAAAAAAUCACUGAAGCUAUGAACCUCCAAGUAGAACCACCGGAGAAAAACAAGAGGAAGAAGAAGAAGAAGACUAAGAAUUCGUCACCACCACAACCUUCAUCUCCGUCGUUUUCUCUACUUCCAGACGAUAUCGCCGUGAACUGCUUAGCCCGGAUCUCGAGGUCGCACUACCCGAAUCUCUCAAUCGUUUCCAAAAGCUUCCGCUCACUUGUCUCUUCCACAGAACUCUACGCAGCUCGAUCUCACCUCGGAAGCACCGAGCAGUGUCUCUACGUCUGUCUAUCUGAUAAAAGCUAUCAAUUUCCCCAAUGGUUUACCCUCUGGACUAACCCUAAUCGAAAUCUACCCAGGAAGAAGAAGAAGACAAUCGGACAAUUGUUGGUUCCGAUUCCGCCUUCUGAUUUCCCUUCCGAAUCAGAAUCCACCGUAGUUGUUGGUUCAGAAAUCUAUGUAAUCGGCGGACCAAUCGACGGAGCACCGUCAUCCGCCGUACGAAUCCUUGACUGUCGUAGUCACACUUGGCGCGAUGCACCUAGCAUGAUCGUACCCCGUAAGCAUGCCCUCGCGUGUGUCUACGAAGGGAGAAUAUAUGUAAUGGGAAGUUGCAAAGGAUUAGAGGAAGAAUCAUCAUCAUGGGCUGAAGUGUUCGACACAAAGACUCAGACUUGGCAAAGCCUACCUGAUCCGGGUCCUGAGAUACGUAACUGUUUCCUUCACAGAAUCGCAGAGAUUGAAGGAAAGAUUCACUUGUGGAACUCAUCAAUCAAAACGUAUGCUUAUGAGCCAAUUCAAGAUAAAUGGGAAUGCAGUGAAGGCAUGAUUGAAAAUUUCCCGAGGUCAGAAUGUGUUAUGGAGAAUGUAUGGUACAUUUAUCGUGUCAGGCUCUGCCAGUGGGCUGUAAAGGAUGGAUCUUGGAAAAAUGUGAAAGGGUUAGACUCGCUAAGAGAGAUUUACCGGAGGAAUGGUGGCUCAAGCGGUAAUACAACUAAAUUUGUUAGCUGUGGUGGGAAACUCUUGCUUAUUUGGGAAGGGUAUAUGAAGCAUAACCCCAAUAACAGGAAGAAGAUUUGGUGCGCGGAGAUUGUGGUCGAAAAGGUUGAUGAAGAUGAGGUUUGGGGAAAUGUUGAGUGGGUUGGUGUUGUGCAAAGCGUCCCCACUUCGUGUCAGCUCUUGCAUUGUCUCGUUGUCUCCGUUUGAUUAUUGACUUGUAUCCGAGUUGGAGAGAGGAGAAGAAAGCAGAGGCAAAAGGAGCGCACAACAAGAGUGAAGGAGAUCUAUUAUAAGUUAAAACUUCAUUUUGUAUAGAUCUUAACUUCAAACAAAAUACUUUAACUUAUAUAUCAGUUAAGAUCAUAAAACUUCAUUUUGUCAAACCAGCUACAGAAACUUGGUAUUUUGUCUUUGGAUAUGUUUAUCUAAAAAUCCCUUGUUAUUAACGAAUGCGAUUCAUUGG
Eutrema salsugineum is the source of this 1625-nucleotide messenger RNA. RefSeq names its product F-box/kelch-repeat protein At4g19870. NCBI's taxonomy places the organism in Eukaryota, Viridiplantae, Streptophyta, Magnoliopsida, Brassicales, Brassicaceae. The transcript has 2 exons. The record is from RefSeq and is a predicted model, not a curated record. Gene Ontology annotation, molecular function: protein binding. Bases 113 to 1369 code for a protein of 418 amino acids.